Messenger RNA from Anopheles stephensi (Asian malaria mosquito), 655 nucleotides. RefSeq names its product dolichol-phosphate mannosyltransferase subunit 3 (gene Dpm3). Gene Ontology annotation, biological process: GPI anchor biosynthetic process. Bases 302 to 586 code for a protein of 94 amino acids. The record is from RefSeq and is a predicted model, not a curated record. NCBI's taxonomy places the organism in Eukaryota, Metazoa, Arthropoda, Insecta, Diptera, Culicidae. Gene Ontology annotation, cellular component: dolichol-phosphate-mannose synthase complex; endoplasmic reticulum membrane. The transcript is spliced from 3 exons.
CUCUAUCUCUUUCGCACGCUUGGUCGUCAUCUCUGCCAUCGUAUUCAUUGCAUGCAUUUCUAGUUUACUUCAAAACAUUUGUAAACAUUCCAAACAAAUCGCCGUUUUUCGAGGCAGGUGCCGCGCUGUAAAACGAAAAGAAGGGCAAGUUAACACCCACCUCGAACGAGCAAGCUGGAAAAAGGAUAAAGGCCUUUCUGUUCGACGACACGCAACCGGAAAAAGGGUCAUCUAGCAUCACACAUCUUCUCGCUACGUGGACCGGUUCGGAAGAGUUCCAUCCAGUGGCAUCCGACGCACGAUGACGAAACUGUUCGAAUGGUUUAUGGCUGCGGCCUGUUUUUUGAGCGUAUAUUUUGCCAUUAUUCUGCGCCAAGUGAAACAUGACGUGUUGGAGCAGUACAUGCUGGAGAUUCAGCUCUCGCCCAUAUUUUUGGUGCUCAUUUUUGGUCUCUACUCUGCCACGGUGGUACUGUAUCGAACUUUCACCUUCAACAACUGCGAGGAAGCUGCCAAGGAACUGAUGGAACAGAUUAAAGAGGCUAAGGCUGACCUGAGACGGAAAGGUCUGGUGUUGAGCGAUUAACGGCAGAGGGUGCAGUAUGGUUUGUAAAUAAAUGUUUUAGGAAAAGGUUCGAGAAUUGUUGAAAAAAAA